Molecule: messenger RNA, 7252 nt
Organism: Psylliodes chrysocephalus
Lineage: Eukaryota; Metazoa; Arthropoda; Insecta; Coleoptera; Chrysomelidae
Source: the annotation of a GenBank genome assembly
CAAUGUUGUUGAUUGACGUGUCUUAAGUUGUCCAAGUAAAAGUGCGGUUAUGUUUGGGGGCUUUACAUAUAAAUAGAUUAUUUAAAUUAAUAUACAAGUUAUAAUAUCGUAAACAUAAAAUGUAAACAUAUCAAAAUUAAUAAAAAGCAAUAUUUGUGUUAAUAAUGGCUGAUUACGGUCCUUCUGAUGAACCACGACCGGACAACUACCACCGGGGCAGAGGUCAACAAAAUCGCCCCCCUUUUCGUGGCCGGGGUCGAGGCAGAGGCCGAGGGGAUAACAGAUUUCAUAACGUCCAAAGGACUCUUAAUGAUUUGCAAGUUUCGGAUCUAAGGGAACAUCUUGACAGAAAACACCUUCAUGAACAAAUAAGAUAUGGACCUCCCUCCGAACCGUCCUAUAGUUAUUCAAGAGAUUCUAUUAGAGAUAAUUACAAUCAACCACCUAAGGGACCUACUGUGCAACGCUCCAACAGUUAUUCCUCUAGAAGAGGCAGAGGUAGACCACAAUACCAAGAAGAAACCUUUAUUCAGAACCCAUUGAAUAUAAAGGUACAAGUAAGCGCUGCAACUGGUCACAGAAACUGUUCUAUUGAUGAAGACGCCACCUUGCUCAACAUUAAACAUAUCCCAGAUACUCAAUUCUCAUUCUUGCAUGAAAGACCUAGAGGAACUAGAAGUGUAAGAGCUAGAGGAACCAGAUUCGGCACUGAUUCUGCUAGUUAUGGUGGUCAGGUAAGAGCUAAAAGUACUGAAAGAAGACAUGAUGGGUUUUAUGAAAAUAGAGGAAGCCAAGUUAGAAGCAAAAGUGUUGAAGCUAGAGGUGACACCUCAGGUGGCAGAGGUAGAGGGAAUUACAGAGGUAGGGGUAGAGGGGACAACAGGAGUACAGAAUGGGAAAGCCAAAUAAAAGACAACGAUUUUAGAAAUAAGUUUAGAGGUAGAGGAACUGGGAGGGGAAAUAGAAGGGGUAGAGGAGGCCAUCAAUAUAACACUCCCAAUACAGAAUUACAAACCGGGAGUAAUGAGAUUGUUGCAGAGGAAAACAGGGAACCUAGAAAUAGAGUAAGAGGCAGAGGAGUUGGAAGGGGUAAUAGAAGGGGUAGUUUAAAGGGUCAACAGUAUAAUACCCCUCAUACAGAAUCAGAAGGUGAUAAUAAUGUUGCUUCAGAAGAAAACUGGGAUAUUGAUGCAUCUAGAGAGGCUUCUGUAAAUAAGAAUGUUAUUGAAACUAAAUUGCAAGAUCAGCAAGAAGACAAUCAAGAACACAGUGAAGAAAGUGAGCUGCAAGAUUAUGCUGAAGAGCAAUUGGAGGAUACCGAGAGUUCCGUUGAAGAAGAAAAAGUUGUUAUAGAAGAAAAUCUUGUAGUUACUUCUUCACUAGAAAGUAAAAAUAAGAAGCGCACUGUACGAUUUAAAGAAGAAGGCAGGAAUGAUGAUAGAAAUGAGGUAAAAGAUAAUAAAGACAUUCAACAGACUGAAGAAACAAAAGGAUGACACAAGGGAAUUUUACUAAAACCAUAGCAGUCAAGAUAUUUUUAUAGACAAAGGAAAGAUGUUCUUUGAUAGGUUAUAUUUUUAUAAUCCUAUGUUUUAAUAAACGAAUUCAUUUUUCUUUUUCUGUUAAACAAUGUUUUAAUUUUUUUAUGAAAUUAUAAUUUUUGUUUAAAGAAGAAUGGAUUUUAAUAUAUUUUUUUGCUAUUAGCUCAUCGUUAGUUAGAAAAUUAUACUGCUAUUAGCUCUUAGCUUAUUAUUAGUUAGCAAAUUAUGUAUACAUAUUUAUGCAAAUCUUGAAAUUUUAUUUGGAAUAGCUUUUUAGUCAGUUUUUUGUUUUAACAAUGGAUCUGGAAGCAGGCUCUCUAUUAGGUGUUUGGAAAUUGCAUAUACCAUAGAUUAAUGGAUUCAAAAUAAGUUGAUUUAACCAAACAAUACAAAUUUUAAUCAACAAUCAACACAGCAGGACUGUCAACGGUUAUUUAUUUCAACAAUGGGUGCAUUGUCCUGCAUUUCAUCAAAGUUACCUGUGUUAUUUGUUAUAACAAAAAACUGCAGCUUUGUUUUAACUCCUAUAAAGUAAAAUUACCAAUAGAUGACAGUCUUAAGGGAAGCAAAUGAGAAAAAAUCAUAUUUUAUACAUUCUGACACCAAAUUUACAAAUUUAAGUAACAAUUCAAACUUGAGUUAAAAUUAAAAAAUAUUGUAAAAAAAUAUGUAACAUAGGCACCCAUAGAUGACACCCAUAAAUGAAUAUGUGCCAAUAGUUGACAUAGCAACUUUACCAAAAGAUGACAUAUUGAAUUUAUAUUUUAUUUGGUAAAAAAAAAACACAAGUAUUCUUAAAAUAAUUAACACUAAUAGCUGUGAAAAGAAAACAUUAGCCUAGUGCUGAAAUAAUCUUAAAUUUCUUUGAUUGGUAAUGACUUUUUAAAGAGGUAACUUAUUCUCUCUUCUCUACUCAAAAUUUCUGGUUGAGGCACUUUGCCAAUCACUUGGUCAAUGGCAACAGGAAAUAUCAUUUUCAUUUGGUACAAACUGUUUUUUAUCUUUGUCAGUUGAUUUGAGUCCCAUCACCUGCACAAAAUCACUCUUGUACAACACAUAAAUAAACAAACUUUGUUUGGUUUCGUUUUCCUUCAAUAAAUUCGCAUAGUAUGAAGUCGCCUUCAACAAUAGCUUCAAGAGAAACUAGCCCAAUUGAAAUAUCAUUGACUUCCUCUUCAAAAUCUUCAUCCCACUGUGAAGACUCGCUACUACUUAUUGAAAGCGACUGCUGUUGAAGAUUCACUAUCUUCUUCUAUUUUGGAUUUUUUGAUUUCCUUUCUUUUGUUCGUUUUCUGAUCUUCAACUUUUCUUUGUUUCUUCCAACUUGCUUCUCUUUAUUUCUAAUUCCUCUUGGUUUUUUCUUGAUCUGUCUUUUUUUCUUUUGGUUUGCUCUUCCAGCUUCUUCUGUUUUAUUUCCUCUUUUUUUUUAAAUAUGUGAGAGCCUAAGCUGAUGUUAUUACUGAAGGUAUCUUUUCCCUUUUAACUUUUUUGUUAGAUGGGGGUUUUUCUUCUGGCCAAAAAAGUAUUCUCUUGAAUGGAGAUGGAAUAGUGGGAUCAGACUUUUUGGUACUUGCAGGUUUUUGGUUCUCAACACUUGCAAGUUGAUUUUUUGGAGGUGUCAAAUGAGGGAUGACCUUCGUUAUUUCAGUUUCUGAUGACUCUAGUUUUUCUUCUUCUUCUAGCGUUGAAUCAUCUAUGUACUCAGUUUCCGGAAUGUUCUCUGGUUUGUCUCUUUCGUGAUUAUUUUCAAAGGGUGGUAACUAAAAAUAUAUUAGACAUUUAGAAUUAUGGCAUUUUAAAACAAACAUGUUACGUUUUCUGUCAUUUCUUCCAGAGUUCCUUGAUCAGAUUCAGAUUGCUUUCCAGAGGGUCCCGGACGGUCCUCAUUUAAAUUUUCUGCUUCUUCAUUUCUAUCCUGUGGCAGCCUAAAAAAUAAUUAAGAUUAUGAAAAUAAUAUCCAUAUAAGUAUUUUUUUAACCAGAGUGCUAUUUUUCUUCCAAAUCUUGUAAAGGGAUGUAUUAUCCUUUGGCUCUUUCCAUUCUCCAGUAUUUUUUUAAAUUCCAGUAAUUUUUGGUGUCCUAUUUUAUUUUCCAGGAAAACUAAAAAUGUUUUAAUGUCAUCCAAAUUUGGAUUUGUAGUAAAUUUAGGAUUUGGUGUAUGGACUAAUGGAAUUGUCACAGCAUCAGGAUUCCAAGGGACUAGCCCACAUUUUCUAAAACCAUUUGAUAUUAUUGAAGGCUCGAUAUUUUAAAUGGUGUUGUGAAGAAGCGGAGGAAAGUAUUUCUUUUUUGGUUCUUCUCCCAUGUGGGACUUUCUCCAAUUUUGAACUUGAAGUUUCCAUUCUGAUUUAACACUGUGAAAAACAGCUAGUUCCAUGGGCUCUAUCAAAUGUGUUGCAUUAGUGUACAAUGCAAUCAACCCAAUCCCAUGUUCAAUACAAAAAUUUGAUUAGUGCAAGGAAAUGUGUGAUCCAUGUCCGUCGACAAAGUAGACUGCAGGUAGCUGGAUCUUUUUUUGUUGAAGCCACAGAAAAAAAAAUUUACAGUGUUUUUAUAAAACAGUUCUUGGGUCAUCCACCCUUUUUCUGAUCCACCUAUUGCCCAGUCUUCUGGCACAGCUUGUGCAAUUUAUAGUGGAAUUCCUUUAUACUGGUAGGUAGACAAUCAUAGAAGGUGCGAUCUGGCCAGCGGCAUUUGCAGUCACGUUUUCUUUUUCGUCAUUUGCACCAGCAAGGUAAACAGACUUGCUGCCUUUUUCAGCUAAUACUUUUCCACCCUUGGGACUCAGAUAAAAUGUUGUUUCAUCGGCGUUAAAUACCAUUUGGCGCCUGGAGCUUUUUUUAAACCUUGUUUCUGUGCCAACCUUGAAACAGUUAUCAUAAAACUAUUUUUUGUUACUGGAAAACCAGCUUUUUGCCAUUUUUAAUACCCAAUCUACCAGAAUUUCUUCUUGCUCAGGGGGAAAAUACUUUUUGGUCCCUUUUUUUUUUCUUAUUGGCAUCUUCCCACUUAAUUUAUACAUUAAAGUAGUUCUGGGUAUUUUAUAUUUUUUAGUUACCGAUUUAACAGAUUUUUCUGUCCUAACCUCAUUUAAAGCAUCAAGCAUUGCUUCUGGAGUGUUUCAGAAUUUUUUGUCUUGUCCUGGCAUCUAAGAAAAGGUCAAAAGGCAUUAAAAUACAAUCUUACACCCUCGAUAAUACCUGACACCCUACUGUGUUACAACAAAUACCUGUUUGCACAGUACAUUUUCCCAACAUAUAACAAUGAUAUAACAUAUAUCUAAUCUAAAAAAAACUUGCUAAAUCCAAUGCAUGACCCAAGUGUUAGCCUUUGGUUUAAAGCAACUUGCCAGACCAAUGGCUGACGCCGACGCUGAAGAGUUUUCUGCAUGGCAACUACUUUAAAAUCAUUAAAAAAACAAAAUACUGUCAUAUAUCUCACAUCUACAGUAAAGAAAAAUGUUCUAGAAAUAUAAAGAUUUUACUUAAAAUAUUUUGCCACUUACCUUCUUAGUAAACUGAUUAAGAAAUCACAAAAAACCUCGUGUUUUUUUAACAUUCAAGAGAACUGAUGCUUUGCAUUCUACCACAAUCACAUAAUAAUGAAACAAUCUUGCCACGAUUCACAAAAUACUAAAAUGCGUUUGCAGUUCUUAUAAAUCAUGAUUGAAUAUGGGGUGUCAUCUAUUGGUAUGAACAACUUGGAGUGUCACCUUAAUAGACUAAACUGAUUUAGUGAAUUUCUUAAAUUUUUGAUAUUGUAUAAAAACUUUAUCCAUCAACAAACUUUUUGGACCAAAGUAAUAACUGCAUUUUUUUAUAUAUAUCAUGAUGAUUUGAAUUUUAGAUUGCCAAAUUUCUGAUUAUUUUUCCAUUUAUUCCUUGAUAAUAAGCAAGGGUGAUCCUACUUUUUUCAUGACAGUUGGUAAACAUUAUUUUAAAAAACUUUGUUUGAUUUGCAAUUAAAUUAAAUUUUGAAUCAUCUACUUAUGCAUAAUUCAACAUUCAAUAACAUUUGAAUCAUUAUCUAGGGAAAUAAUUAAAAUCCCAUUAUAUAGAAUAUUCCUACCCGUCUUUAGCUUAGAAAUAGUUUUGACUUUACAUUGCUCAAUUGCAAUAUAACUUAUUUAAUGCAUUUUUAUUGUUUUUGUAUCAUUAUUCAUUGCUUUGAGUAGCUCAACACUAGUAUUGCACACGGGGCUGUUCUGAAAAAUAAGACUUAAAGAAAUAAAAUGUAUAUAAAAAUAUCUAACUUAGAAAAAUUAAAUUUUUAUAAUAUAGGCCUAAUUUUAUAGUAUAUAUUUUAUUUGUAAACUUUUAAAGAAAAUCGAUGUUUUUACUUUAAUCUAUUGCAAUAUAUGUUUCAAGAAAUGUAUCGUCCAGUAUAUCAAGUUCAAAUUCUGUCAUAUGAAUUCGGCCAUUGUAUUAAAAAGUUUUAAUUCUAACAAAAAAUUGUGAUUUUUAAAAAAUGUGACUUAAAAUUAUUUAUUAACCUUGUUAACUAAUAAAUUAAAAAAAAUAUUUAUGAAACUUAGUUUCAAUUAUUUAUUAACCUUCGUCGUAAGGUGAUAAAAAAUUACACCUAAUACGGUACGGGGUAGAUAUGUAUCCCAAGUAUAAAUGCAGCUUUUUGCCUUCCUAAUUUUACUAUAUGUUUAUUAAAAAAAAGUCAAUACAGAAAAUAUAUUUGUUAGACUAAUAUUUACCAGAAAUGAGGAAUAAUGGUUAUUCUAAAAAAAUUAAAAAAAAAUAUUAAAACAAAUCAAGUCUAUUCUUUAGUAUUCUAAUAUUUUUCACAAGUAAUUUGUUUUUCAGAGUGGAAAACACACAAAACAAUUGUACUAGCAGCACAUUUUAUAUCUUUUUUCCAAUCGCAUAACAGCGAAAUAUAUAAGAAAAAAUAUAUAAGAAGGUGCUAAUUGACAAUAAAUUAAAUUUGCAAAGCAGAAAAUGGAAUUUUUCGAAAAUAGCCUGAAAAUUGUGGCUGGGGUACGUAUGUAUCGUCCACCGUAUGACGAAGGUUAACCUUGUUUACAGUGGCGGCCGUUACCAAAAUAUUGGAGGUUCACAAUGACAGAAUAUAGAUAUUCGUACAGAUUUAGGUAAAAAUGUUUUAGUGUUGUAGAAAAGUAUAUUAUAAACACUAAAAGUGUUUUACCUAAAUCUGUAAUGAGAUCUUUAUUCUGUCAUUGUAAACCCCCAAUAUUUUGGUUACAAGCCACUACUACUUGUUUACUAAUAGAUUUAAAAAAAUUAUUUAUGAAAUUUAUCGAGCUUUAUAUAUAUAUAUACUUAUAUAUUAUAUUUAAAUAGCAUUUAUUUAUACAUGUUUAGUGAUUAUUGUUUCAAACUAAUAAAGUGAUUGUUUUUCGACAUUAUGUUUAAUUUGUUUCAACUUUGUAUAAUAUAAAUAAAAUUAAUACACGUGUAAAAAAUCUUCUUUGGAUAGAGUGCCCACUUCAUCUAGGAUCGCAGUUAUUAGAUCUUGCUGAUCUAAUUUAUUCUAAAAAAUAGAAAAAAUUACUUUCAUAAUAUGAUAAAUACUCUAAUGAUUCGUUUACCCGUAAGGCCUGAUUGUAGCAAAUUUCUGCCUCGCUUGCUCUUUUUAAUUUUGCGUUUACCAGUGCUAAAUAUCCCCAUAUUUCUGCAAAUCUGUUAUCUAUGCAGUUGCCUUCAGAAAAACAAUCUUCUGCACUAAGCAAGUCGUUUUGCU